AUGAAAGUGGGGAAGCCACCCACGAGGCUGCAGAACAAAGCCCCUAAAGCUCUGAAUCUGGAUCAGGUUCCGGUGGCCGCCGGAAUCACCUCCGGGACGGGAAGCAGCGCACCCAUUCCCCUCCUGUCACCCUUGAUUCUGUCUCCGGCAGCCGCGGAACCAGCUUCCGUACACGACCACUUCAUGUUUCCUGCGGUGUCUGGGGCGACCACCGACGGCGGCAACGGAGGAGAAGUUACCGAUGACCGGUCGUCGGCGGAGAGUGGUUACACAGAGCCCUCAUCACUGUACAUGUCUUUCCAGAACCAAUGCGUACUCAUCAACCGAGCACAGUGA
Messenger RNA from Linum tenue, 336 nucleotides. NCBI's taxonomy places the organism in Eukaryota, Viridiplantae, Streptophyta, Magnoliopsida, Malpighiales, Linaceae. The record is from the annotation of a GenBank genome assembly.